AUGGGUUUUCACGGAGACGAACCAGCAGUGACACCGCGAAAGGACAGUAAAAGCCGUUGUCAAUCGACGGGGGGCAGUCGCCGCCACCUCUUUCAGACAGAAGUCUGCGCCGCUCUAGCUCCUACCGAAGCUGAACAGCAUGAACGCCAGGAAUUAUCGGCAGUGUAUGUUCCACGACUGGCAGCUGUAGCCGGACAGCUUGCGAAUAGCGCGACCUACCACCCCCGAUCGCUUGAAAAAAUCACCGUCGAAGUGGAUUUGGGAGGUCUACCGUCAAACCGACUGGAAAUACCGGAGCUCACGGCGUUCUGGGGCACAUUCGCAUGGGCGGAUAACCCGUGGAUCCCAGAUAGUAAUAAGCCAGUGUUAUCGCGAGCCAAAUACGACAGAAUCGCGGUAGCCUCGAUCGCGAGCCUUGAAAUCGUCAGGACUCACAGAACGACCUACACGGUACGAGUACCAACAGCACCGGGAUGUCAGGCGGGACACACCAUCGCCAAACGGGAGCGAUGGUUGAUCGCUAUUCUGCUCCACUCGCCCCGAAUUGACGUGGGAGAACAACUCGGUCGAGCCCCACAGCUUCAAUUACGGAAACCACCGCGCCUCACGCAAAGUUACGUCUGGUCAGUGGAGGCUGAUUCUAUUGUGGUGGCAGUCCCCAAUGCAGGAAAAUCUACAAUCACGCUGCAGCAACAAGUCAACGGGCUCAAUUGGAAAGUCGUAUCGCAGCGCAAUGCCAAAAAGGACGCGACGAAACUA
This is a messenger RNA of Phytophthora sojae, 759 nucleotides long. RefSeq lists its product as hypothetical. Lineage: Eukaryota; Oomycota; Peronosporomycetes; Peronosporales; Peronosporaceae. The record is from RefSeq and is a predicted model, not a curated record. The transcript has a single exon. The annotation marks the transcript as partial.